CUUGUCAUUGUGAAAUAGUUGGGUGGAAUACACGUGUGAACUGCAGUUCCUCUCUGCACUGCGCUGAAUGGUGACCAGGAGACAGGACAGGAGGGGGAGGACUGACCAGCAUGGAGCUCCACUCACCCAAAAAGAGCUGAAUAAACAGUACAACACAGCACUGCAGCAAAGACAAGACACACACUGAGAAACACAGACAAAAGGACGCAAGAAAGGAAAGCAAGGUGUUUUGAGUGGAAUAGGAGAGCAGUCAGAGAUCAGUGGUCAUUGGUCUCAGGAUGUCCAGGAGCAGCUCUGCAGGGGAUCUGGUGCCCAAAGACAUUACUGAGAUCCUGGCCUUGCAGCAGGCCAGUAAGAAGAAACGGGGUUCAUCUUUGGGCCGGGCCUUCAGCUGGUUCAAGGGCAGUAAACGCAAGAGGAGUCUCAGUAAUGGGCAUAGCAGGUCAGGAGGUCCAUGUGGACGGUCUGGAGAGAGCACUACAGCCAAACAGAUUCAUGCCAGUGGUGACCCUAAAGCAGGCCAAAAGCAGAAUGAGCCAAGAAAGCUGACUGUACACUACACAGCCUCCCAGCACUACCAGGAGAAUGUGUUCAUACAGGGAAGCAGACCGCAGUACCUGGAAGACCUGCAUACUGAGGCCCGGGAAGGACUGAAGAUACUACAACAGGAGGAGAACAAAAAUGGAGUGGACUUUCAGGAAGAUCAGACUGUGCCAGAGGAAGAUACAAGCUCAAAAGAAAGAGAUGAAUCACUUGAGACUGAUAGCACUGCUGGACACUCCGUCAUUUCAGUGUCAACUGUCUCAGCAGUCUCCUCACGUCCAGUGCUUACACGUCAAGGUUCCACAUUUAAACCCUUGAACCCAGUUAAACGACUGGACAAGACCAAGAGGAGAAGUAGAAGAACAACUAUAAUGGGCAUACCACAAGAAGUCCAAAAAGAACUGGAUAUGGCAAGAGGAACUAUACUGCAGCAGCGUCCAAAUGGAGAACAUGACAGUGAAGAUGAUUCCUGUGGCAGAGUGGUCAUCCCAACAAUUGAUGGAGAGCUUCCUUCAGUAAAUCAUGAAGGGGCUCGUGUACACCUGCAGAACAUCGAGCUUCUUCAGACAUCAAGAGAUGAGGAGUUUCUAAUAAACCACAUCCAUUCUGUCUACCAAGAUGAGUUAAACCGAAAGCUUGGUAUAGGAGCAUGCCCUACACAGAGGCCAAAGUCUCUUGCUGUGCCAGGGAUGACCACUUCCUCUUUCCUGCAUGAGCCUCAAGGUCCUGUUAUGUCUAUUUCGCCACAGGCAACUUAUUUAUCUAAGAUUAUUCCAAACGCAAUUCUGCCUGCUGCAAUAGAUAUCAUUGAAAUUAAUCAUGAUCACAGCCGCCGCAGUACAAGUACAGUUAGCAAGAGUAGUUUAGCAUCAGCUAGUCCAGCUUCUUCACGAUCUGGAGGUGGCACAAAUAAACAUCCAACUACCACUAGCAGAAGCCAUUCCCAAUCAUCUGAGACGAUCGUCUCCAACUCCUCCACAAUCUCUUCAAAAGCAAAGUGUCUACCAACAUUUGUUCCUGACAGCACCAAAGAAGUUUCGGAUUUAAUUCCAAAGGAUGCAAGGGUGACAAGCUCAAGCAGUUGUAAAAGCUCUAACAGUAACGGUACAAAUCAUAGACUAGACCACAGGGAGAUGGGUGAAGCAGGGGAAAACGUCAGAAACAGCCAUUCAUUCUCUCGUAGUCUUUCUGUAAUGAAGACAAAAUUGCCACCAGCACCACCUCAGAGAACCUAUUCCCUCCACCAUGAAAAACUUAAGUGGAGAUCAAGGGAACUGGCAGACAUAAAAAGUCUCAAAAAUAUGGCCCCAGAUGAUGGGCAAACAGGUAGAGAUCUUAGUGGUCCAAAAGACCAGCAGUCCACCAAUAAUGAAAAGAGUUCUGUCCAUUCUUCUAUACUCAACUCAUCAAGAGAAUGCAGCCCACUUAGUCCUGAUCAAGCUUUAACUAGAAGUCAUGUCAGAUCGGGUAACUCAUCCCCACAGAAAACUGGAGAAGAAUCUGGUGAAAACAAAUUUGAUAGGACUUUGUCUCCUUCGAGUGGAUACUCAAGCCAAAGUGGGACACCUACACAUUCCCCUAAAGAGGUCAGUCCCUCCUCACCUGGAAAGAGAAGAGUUCAGCCUUCAAAGCCUGAGAGAAUAGGUGUACGGAACUCGCCGGUGGUUUCAGUCUCUUCAUCAAUGACAUCUCUAUCUUCAGUCACAUCAGACACAGCACAUCGUGACAUUCAAACCAACACCACUCCAUCAGAGCCAUUAAAGUGCUCCCCAAAUGUUACAACAGUGAAAAACAAGGUGACACUGACACACCCAACUAUUCCCCAUAGGGAACUGUUCAACAUUCCCCCUCCACCCAAGGUAAAAGCCCCAUCUCCCCCACCCCCUGAAACCUGGAUUCACAAUAAACGCACACUUGAACUAUUAUGUGGCCCAGGUCCAAACCCCCAUAGGUUACAUCAGCUUCAAAAACAGCAAAAAGAGUCAUUAAUAGGUAAAAAUCAAAACACAAAUUCCAUACAAAUCACUGAACAAAUGAUCCCAAAGCUACAUACAACAGAAGAAAUGAAGUCAGGUACCCAACUGGAGAACAAAGAAGCUGUAAAAGAACAAAAUGAGUCUAUUUCAUCUCAAAUGCACGAACAAAUGAUGGCAGAACCUCCAGAUUUGAGGCAUAAUGAAAGCUCAACAUUACACAAUGUGCUGAAUGAACUAAAAAGUACAAAAAUCCCUACAGAGGUCAACCACAACGUUCAUACGCAAGAUCAGAGAACUGUAGAGGAUCAAAAGGAAAAAGGAAGCCAAAUACUCCCUACAACAAAGGUACCAACUAUCAAAAUUGAUCAAAGUAUGCUGUCACAAGUCAAAACAAGUCCUGAAAUUGUGAGCACAACAUGCACCCGAAGGAAUGAUGAAAACAGUGAGGAGAACAAAGGAAACUGCAUUGUUAAGGACAUUCUCAAUCAUAAACAAUUGCAAACUCUCGGCAUAGAAGUACCUGAGGUCAAUGGCAUUUCUCCUCCUCCUUCUCCACCUCCGGAACACCACCCUCCACCACCGCCUACUAAAAAGACGUCAGCCUCCACAGGGUCUAUACCACCAUCUGAUGAAGAGGAACAGAAGCAAGAAUCAGAGGAACAGGUGACUCAUCUGGAGACUUCUUGGCCUCCACCACCACCACCAAUGGAAGAAUCAACUGACUUGAUGUUUGAGGAACAAGAUGAACUUGACUUCCCCCCACCACCUCCCUCGUUCAUCCAUGAGCCCCUUUCGGAGGUAUCUGUCAAUUGCCAUGAAGAGUCCUGUGAACAGCAGGACAAUAUAGAAUUGAGGUCAUCUAAUGCCUCAGAUAUGGCUAGCAGUCCAGGCCAAGACUCCAAAAUACAGACCAUUCUGCCAGCAAGAACUGUACAAAAUGAUAUGGAGGACAGGCAAGAAGAUAAGCCUUGUAACAAUGUCUCACACUUCUCUGUGGACAAAGGUUGCAUGGAAACUGUAGAUCCUACUUGUAUGUCCUCUCUUUUACCAGAUGAACUUGUACAUGGGGAGGAAAUGCCAACUUUGUCAGCACAAGAUUCAUCUGAGCAAACAUCACUUGAUACCCAACCAGAUUCCACUAAUGUGCCACUUGCACCUCCACUUCCAGUGGAAGACCAAUCCACUGUUAACUUCCGAAGGCAAUUGAGCCUCAUAAACAAAGACAGCCGGAGCAAAGAUCUGCUUUGUCGUCACAAAAGCACACCUAUUUCAAAGGAGGAUGCCAACAUUCCCCUUGUCACACCUUCCUUGCUUCAGAUGGUUCGACUAAGAUCUGUAAAUGUAGGUGAAGAUCAAGUUAACAAUGAUACCAAACCAAGCACUGAGGCUACAACAAAUGAGGAUCACAGUAUUACUAGUCAAGCAACGCCACAAAAACCUAUUCGCAAAUCCUUGACCUUGAAGUCCAACUCACCUGCUAAGUCAUCUCCUGCUCCAGCCACAGUCCCAUCCAUGCGUCUUCAAGAGGCCAUACGUAUGAAGACUGCUGCAAUGUCCUCCAGUGGAGUACCUGCAAUGCUCAAUCUGCGCAUUUCCUCAAAUAGUAGUGCUAGUUCACCUGUGCCAUCCCCUAAAACACCAGAUGGCUGUGACUUACACAAGUCCCCUGCAUCUACAGCCAGCUUUAUCUUCUCAAAAAGUACAAAGAAAGUUGUCAUUGAAACGCCUACUUCUCCUGAGGUCCAAGCAAGCCUCCAGCAAAGUCUUGCAGCUGAGAUAAUGCAGGUUUCUGACCAAGCCAAGACAAUGGUUACAAAUGGGACAAAAAAGCCAAUUAAGGUCCCGCCACCUGUUGCUAAGAAACCAGUGCAUGGAACAAAUCUUCCCAAUAAGACAGAGAAUGCAACACCAGAUAAGACUGAGAUCUUGACAAAUAAACAAAUAACGAGGGUUGAAGUUAAUGGGCAAAGUGAUCAAGUGCAUCCUGCUGGUCAGCGAGCACAAUCAUUAGGAAACCAGAAGCAAGCAAGAAGUACAGAGACUGCAUGUUGAAGAGUCAGGACACACGAGUUGAGUUUUGAUUGGACUGUUUAGUCACAGUAUGGGAAAAACAAGAGGACAAAGCAAGUGAUGAAAGACCAAGACAGAUCUUGUUCAAGGAUCCAUGGAUACCACAGCUGUCUUAAAAGCCUUAGCCUGGAGAAAUGGCCUUAAAAUGUAUGCAGAAAGCUUUUCCCCAAUCGGUUUUAUACAAUAGCUUUAUUACAGCUUUCAAGUAUUUUUCUAAAUGAGUUUGUCUGCUCUGGGAAAAGUCCUUUUAGUUUAUUGUGGACUUUAAAAAUAAAGCUAAUGACUGCAAGACUGAACUGACAUCUAUUGGUCACUAGUGGUAGUAAUCACUGCUUGGCGCAAAAAAAAGUCAAAACCUGUUACAAGAUUUUUUUUUUUUUUUUUUUUUUUUUUUGGACAUACAAAUAUGCCUAAGCACACAGAUUGAUUACUAGCUUUUAAUGAAAUUCUACUAACAGUUGUAAAAGUUUUAGUGCUACUGCAGUCAACUUGCAGAAUUUGCUUUCAGCAAAUGUGUAAUUAUACAUGUACAGAACCAUCUGUUACCUUCCAUGAAUUUUGCAGUAUGCUGACUAUAGCUAAACAUAUACACAUUUACGCAUUUACGUUAUAUUAGAUUAAAGCACUUUGUUAGCUAAAUGCUGCAUUUCUUUUAAAACCAGCAAACAGAUAAGAGUAUUGACUGAUGGUCCCUCUAAAAUUUAUGUAAAAAUAUACAUACACAAAUACUUUAGUAGCUAUUUACUUUAAGGGAGGAGUGAACAGAACUACUACACUGUUUUAAAAAUAAAUAUGCAUUAAAGAUAUUUAUAGAUUUA
Molecule: messenger RNA, 5407 nt
Organism: Cyprinus carpio (common carp)
Lineage: Eukaryota; Metazoa; Chordata; Actinopteri; Cypriniformes; Cyprinidae
Gene: nhsl3
Product: NHS like 3
Biological process (GO): cell differentiation
Source: RefSeq, a predicted model, not a curated record